Messenger RNA from Amoebophrya sp. A120, 927 nucleotides. The record is from the annotation of a GenBank genome assembly. NCBI's taxonomy places the organism in Eukaryota, Dinophyceae, Syndiniales, Amoebophryaceae.
CACAGACACAUUUUUGUCUUUCACUCAAGUUGAUCUUUCAUCGUUACAAAGAAGAAGCUUUUGCUCUUCUGCCGACACGUGGAUGUUUACUGGAAAAUGGAAGAGCCUGCCAGGAUGAGAUCGACAUAGACGAAUAUUGCCGUAUUCAAAGUGUGGCGCCGCGUUCAACUAGCAAAGUUGGUAUGAGUCACUUAUUUUUGUCCACCUAUACACUUUUGUCCACUACGCGAUAUACCAGUGAGCUUUGCGCAGUACUAACACGAUGUCCGAACCAGCUCACCUCUUACCGCUAGCGGAUUCUUCAUUCUGUUUGCUCUUUCGACGUUCUCUUUCCUACGAAGCCAGAGACCGUGGCUGCGCACAUGAAUCAGGAGACUGCAUUGCUUCUUUGCAUGUCUCCCUACAUGAGAAGCAGAACUUGGCCUGCUACCGAGAUGCUGUGUGGUCGUGUCUUUGGCUUAUCGAUGCAUCGAGGUGUUGCUGUUGGUCUGCAGCAGCAGCGCAAGGACCUGUCACGGUGGAAGCUGGGAUCAUGCGUGAGACUCUGCCGAGGGCGAAGCCAAAAAGCGCAACACGUGCGCAAGUACACAAGCGGCAGAUCAGCGGGACGGCCAGAAAUUGGACUGGCGCAAAGUCAACUAUGCGCUACCGACUCCGGAACCGCUCAUCAGAGCCGACGCAACAGCCGCCGCUCCGGGGGUCUUCUGUUUCAGUCUCCGAUACUGCGCAUCAACAAGGAACGCAAGGGGUUGGGGGGUUGCGUGCAACCCAUGCAGCCGCACUACUUCAAGUGGUACAACCGCAGCCGAGCCCUGAACCCGGACGCGUUGCACAUCAAGAAGAUGCCCAAGGUGGGGUUCACCUUCGUCUCCAAGCUCGACCGUCUGCGCGACAGCGGGCAAACCGAGAUGGAGGUUGGCAUGGGGC